Molecule: messenger RNA, 3336 nt
Organism: Sardina pilchardus (European sardine)
Lineage: Eukaryota; Metazoa; Chordata; Actinopteri; Clupeiformes; Clupeidae
Gene: lnx2a
Product: ligand of numb-protein X 2a
Molecular function (GO): ubiquitin-protein transferase activity; protein binding; metal ion binding
Source: RefSeq, a predicted model, not a curated record
GAUAAAUAACAGAAAAUGCAUCUGCAAACUGACUACCAGAAAAAAUUACCAUCAACAUAAUUUAACAAGGAUGGUAUUUUCAUCGCCAAAUUAAUUCAACGACACUGAAUCAAACCUUGUUCACUGCAACAAUUCGGAAACAUCAGAUAGGCCACAGGGGGCAGACUGACAGCGUGAGCACCCGCCUACAAAUCUUUCGCUGUCCGAACGGGGGGCGGCACUCUACCUUGGAUAAUACGGGGGCGUUUUGACUGUCGGUUGCGGCUGAGAGGAGGCAAGCUGCGGUGAAUGUGAUUGAGAUUCAUAAUUGACCCCUCUUGGGGCCUUUCACAGUACGAAGGAGGAGCGGCAAUAGAACAACGACAGGACGAUGCCACCGUUAUGUCUGGGAAGAAGCUAGAGUGAUGACUCAUGGUCCACUGGGGGGUGGCCAGACCCAGCGCGACCUUUGACCUCUGCUCCCCCUGACGCCCCAUGCUGGCGCACACACCACACGCCAAGGAGACCUAGCCUGCUUGCCACCUGGGGCCCCGUACCACCACGCCUCUGCACAUCUCCGCGUGUGUGUGUGUGUGUGUGCCUCCGUGUGUGUUUUCUUAAACACAUUCCAAAGCCAUGGGCACCCUGGGGGAGGGUGUCGGAGGAGGAGGAGGAGGAGGGGUGGACCCGGUCGCCGUGGGCCAGGCGGUCCUGGAGGCCCUGUGCCCCGAGUGCGGUCAGAUCCACCGGGCCUGGGAGAACCACCUGUACAACUACCGGCUAGAGGUGGACGAGGACCUGGUGUGCCACAUCUGCCUCCAGCCGCUGGUGCAGCCGCUGGACACGCCGUGCGGGCACACCUUCUGCGCCCGCUGCCUGCGCAGCUUCCUGCAGGAGCGCGACUUCUGCCCGCUGGACAGGGCGCGGCUGCAGCUGACGGGCUGCCGGCGCUCCAGUAUCCUGGUGCACAAGCUGCUGGACAAGCUGUCGGUGUCGUGCCCGCUCUCGCCCCUCUGCCAGCUCAGCAUGCCCCGCUGCGACCUGGAGGCCCACCUCAAGCACAGGUGUCCAGGCACCCAGAGCCAGCGUGCGGUGCUGGACCUGCCCAGGCUGGAGUGUGUGGAGGAGAGGGCCAUGGUGACGGACCCUCCGCGCUCGCCCCAGACCACCCUGAGGGACGUCUCGCCGUCGCCCCCCACUGGCCCCACCACCACCUGCAGCAGCGUGCCCAUGUGGACGGAGGAGUCGGGCGUAGACAACCCUGCCUUUGAGGAGAGCACCGAGGAAGACAGUGUGGUGGGUCUAGAAUGUGCUCCUCCUACACGUGUCAAACGCCCUCUCAGUAACCCCUGCAUCCACCUGCUGCGCACGGGAAGCUCCGCCUCUUCUGGGUGGGACUGCUGUGUGAAGCUGCCGUCGCUGCCUGAGGGGGAGAUCACCACCAUUGAGAUCCACCGCUCCAACCCCUACAUGGAGCUGGGCGUCAGCAUCGUGGGGGGCAACGAGACGCCCCUCAUCAACGUGGUCAUCCAAGAGGUGUAUCGUGACGGGGUGAUCGCUCGGGAUGGGAGACUGUUGGCUGGUGACCAAAUAUUACAGGUGAAUAACGUAGACAUCAGUAACGUGGCGCAUAACGUGGCGCGCACCACCCUGGGCCGCCCGUGCACCACCCUCCAGCUGACGGUGCUCCGAGAGCGCCGCUGUGCCGCCCGGCCUCCCCCCGCCACGCCCGCGGCCCCCGCCUCCACCUCCGCCUCCGCCACCGCCACCGCCACCCCCACGCCGCCCCCUGGUGGCACCAGCAGCAGCAGCGGGAGCGGCAGCGCCGUGGGCAUCGGCGGUGCAGGGACCGGAGGGGGCGGCAACAGUCCGGCCAGCCUGCGGAUCACCCUCCACAAGCGGGACUCGGCCGAGCAGCUGGGCAUCAAGCUGGUGCGGCGCACGGACGAGGCGGGCGUCUUCGUGCUGGACCUGCUGGACGGCGGACUGGCCGCCAAGGACGGCCGGCUGUGCCGGGACGACCGCGUGCUAGCCAUCAACGAGCACGACCUCCGGCACGGCACGCCGGAGCAGGCCGCGCAGAUCAUACAGGCCAGUGGGGAGCGAGUCCAUCUUCUGAUUGGUCGUCCUAACAAGCAGACUACGCCCCUGCUGCCCGGCACCAAUGACGUGCGAGAUAGCUGGUGCCAUGACAACACCCCUCCCCUCCCCCACACAGCGGCCCCUAGCCCUGUGCCCAGCCUGCAAAUGGUCCGGUCCAGCGCUCACAGAGAUCUCUCCCAGUGUGUGACCUGUAAGGAGAAACACAUCACGGUGAAGAAGGAACCUCACGAGUCCCUGGGCAUGACGGUGGCGGGCGGCCGCGGCAGCAAGAGCGGCGAGCUGCCAAUCUUCGUGACGAGCGUCCAGCCCCACGGUUGCCUGGCACGGGACGGCCGCAUCAAGCGAGGUGACGUUCUCCUGAGCAUUAACGGUCAGGACCUGACGUACUUGAGCCACAGUGAGGCGGUGGGCACGCUGAAGGCCAGCGCCGCGUCCUGCUCCGUCCAGCUGAGGGCGCUAGAGGUGGACAUGACGGAGGAGCCGUGUGGCGACGAGGACUUCCUGGCCCCGCACGACAACAACGAGUACGAUGCCAGCUGGUCGCCCUCCUGGGUCAUGUGGCUAGGGCUGCCCAGCUACCUGUACACUAGCCAUGAGAUUGUCCUGCGGCGCAACCAUCCAGGAAGCUGGGGCUUCAGCAUCGUCGGGGGCUACGAGGAAAACCAUAACAACCAAGCGUUCUUCAUCAAGACUAUUGUCCUAGGAACACCAGCAUACUACGAUGGCCGCCUCAAGUGCGGAGACAUGAUUAUAGCCGUGAACGGCCUCUCGACAGCGGGCAUGAGUCACUCUGCACUGGUGCCCAUGCUGAAAGAACAGCGGAGUCGAGUGGCACUGACCGUGGUGUCCUGGCCGGGCAGCCUUGCAUAGCGCCCUCUCCUGACCAAGCAUCAGACUACGCCCAGACGUUUGUGUUUUUGAGAAACAUCAGAAGACGACGAAAACGCUCCUCAGUGUUUUUUUUUUCUACUCUCCACUGUGUUGAAAACUAAACGCGAGUCUUGGAGCUUGAUUUUUGCACCACUCAAUGCUGAAGAAAAGACAAAUAAAUAAAUAAAACGAACAAACAUACCAGGCCUUAGUAAACCUGCCACGCCCGCGAGGCUCGACCCCCAGGAGCGCAGCCUUAAGGUCUCUCCAUCACCGUGAUCAGCGGUCCCAUGUAGAGCUGGGGGGUUUUAUAUUUGUAUGUGUGUAAGUAUGUGUGUGUGUGCGUGUUAAGCUAUUUGUUAAAUAAAUCGUUCCCAUAGUGGA